Condylura cristata (star-nosed mole) is the source of this 2354-nucleotide messenger RNA. RefSeq names its product IMP (inosine 5'-monophosphate) dehydrogenase 1 (gene IMPDH1). Gene Ontology annotation, molecular function: IMP dehydrogenase activity. The record is from RefSeq and is a predicted model, not a curated record. Gene Ontology annotation, cellular component: cytoplasm. Gene Ontology annotation, biological process: GTP biosynthetic process. The transcript is spliced from 14 exons. The coding region runs from base 3 to 1622 and encodes 539 amino acids. NCBI's taxonomy places the organism in Eukaryota, Metazoa, Chordata, Mammalia, Eulipotyphla, Talpidae.
GCAUGGAGGGGCCACUCACUCCGCCCGUGGGGUCGCGGCCUCUCCCUUCGCCGCCGCUGCAGGAAGGCGGAGCCGCCGCUGCUCCGGAGCCCGGAGCCCGGCAACACCCGGGACACGAGACGGCCGCGCAGCGGUACAGCGCCCGCCUGCUGCAAGCGGGUUACGAGUCCGCGAGCGACUUCCUGAUUCUCCCAGGCUUCAUAGACUUCAUAGCUGAUGAGGUGGACCUGACUUCAGCCCUGACUCGGAAGAUCACGCUGAAGACGCCACUUAUCUCCUCCCCCAUGGACACUGUGACAGAGGCUGACAUGGCCAUUGCCAUGGCUCUGAUGGGCGGUAUUGGUUUCAUUCACCACAACUGCACCCCAGAGUUCCAGGCCAACGAGGUGCGGAAAGUCAAGAAGUUUGAACAGGGCUUCAUCACAGACCCUGUGGUGCUGAGCCCCUCACACACGGUGGGGGACGUGCUGGAGGCCAAGAUUCGGCACGGCUUCUCUGGCAUCCCCAUCACCGAGACGGGGACCAUGGGCAGCAAACUGGUGGGCAUUGUCACCUCCCGGGACAUCGACUUCCUAGCCGAGAAGGACCACACGACCCUCCUCAGUGAGGUGAUGACGCUGCGGAAUGAGCUGGUGGUGGCCCCAGCAGGUGUGACACUGAAAGAGGCAAAUGAGAUCUUACAGCGCAGCAAGAAAGGAAAGCUGCCCAUUGUCAACGAUCAUGAUGAGCUAGUGGCCAUCAUUGCCCGCACCGACCUGAAAAAGAACCGGGACUACCCUCUGGCCUCCAAGGAUUCCCACAAGCAGCUACUGUGUGGGGCGGCUGUGGGCACCCGUGAGGAUGACAAAUAUCGCCUGGAUCUGCUCACCCAGGCGGGCGCCGAUGUCAUAGUGCUGGACUCGUCCCAGGGGAACUCUGUGUAUCAGAUCGCCAUGGUGCACUACAUCAAGCAGAAGUACCCCCACCUCCAGGUGAUUGGGGGGAAUGUGGUGACAGCAGCUCAGGCCAAGAACCUCAUUGACGCCGGUGUGGAUGGGCUGCGUGUGGGCAUGGGCUGUGGCUCUAUCUGCAUCACCCAGGAAGUGAUGGCCUGUGGUCGGCCCCAGGGUACUGCUGUGUACAAGGUGGCCGAGUAUGCCCGGCGCUUUGGGGUGCCGGUCAUAGCGGAUGGCGGCAUCCAGACGGUGGGGCACGUGGUCAAGGCUCUGGCCCUCGGAGCCUCCACAGUGAUGAUGGGCUCCCUGCUGGCCGCCACCACGGAGGCCCCUGGCGAGUAUUUCUUCUCGGACGGGGUGAGGCUCAAGAAGUACCGGGGUAUGGGCUCACUGGAUGCGAUGGAGAAGAGCAGCAGCAGCCAGAAGCGAUACUUCAGCGAGGGUGAUAAGGUGAAGGUUGCACAGGGUGUCUCGGGCUCCAUCCAGGACAAAGGCUCCAUUCAGAAGUUCGUGCCCUACCUCAUAGCGGGCAUCCAGCAUGGCUGCCAGGACAUCGGUGCCCGGAGCCUGUCUGUCCUGCGGUCCAUGAUGUACUCAGGGGAGCUCAAGUUUGAGAAGCGGACCAUGUCGGCUCAGAUCGAGGGUGGUGUCCACGGCCUUCACUCUUACGAGAAGCGGCUGUACUGAGGACACUGGUGGAGGCCGAGGCAGCGGAGGGGGCACGACCCAGGGUCCCCCUUUGGGCACAGCUCCCCUCCAUAACUAAGCAGUCCAAGAUUUGCACUACGGGUUCCCCAGUUCCUUUCCAGAGACAGAGAAAGGAGGCCCUCCCUGGGCGCCCCGCCCCCCCACCGCGAGUCAGGACUGCUCCCUGGGCCCCCCGCUGCCCUGGGUCCCCCCAGGUGGCUCCUUCUUCAGUUCCCCUGAGCCCAGUCAGCCUAGGCUCUCAGGCCCUGUGCCUGCCUCAGGUCUUUCUUGCUGCAGCCUGCUCGGGCUGGCUCCCACCCCUGGGGCCUCUCCUGGCUUCUCCUGUAGGGCACCUCACUACCCCCCCACCCCGCCCCGAUCCCCAGAAAUGGUGCUCUCCUGGCCCCGCCUCCGGCCCCUUCCUGGGCUGCUGCCUCCUCAGCCAUGUGGCACCUCUGGGCUCCUGACCUAGGCCGGAGGGAGGCCUCUGCCCCCUUCCCCUGGCCCUAGGCCCCUGGCCCUGUUCCUCAGGCCACUCCCCUUGUCACCGUCUCUGCCAAGGAGGCCGCCAUUCAUUCCGGACACCGCUGCCCCCAGGUGUACCAACCCUGCCCUCUUCUCUCAGCUACAGUGGAAGGCUUUAACUGCACACUUUGGGGUCACAGUUACGUCAUUGUAUAUUAAAUAAUCAGAAUAAAUCGAGAGGUCUCAAGGCCUCUGCCCUCCCGUUGA